Molecule: messenger RNA, 687 nt
Organism: Musa acuminata AAA Group (dessert banana)
Lineage: Eukaryota; Viridiplantae; Streptophyta; Magnoliopsida; Zingiberales; Musaceae
Exons: 5
Coding region: 1-687 (228 amino acids)
Biological process (GO): proteasome-mediated ubiquitin-dependent protein catabolic process
Cellular component (GO): proteasome regulatory particle, base subcomplex
Molecular function (GO): proteasome-activating activity; ATP hydrolysis activity; ATP binding
Source: RefSeq, a predicted model, not a curated record
AUGUCCAGUCCUCGUAUUGCCGAUGAUUCGGAAGGUCUGAUCACCCGGGAGGACGUGGAGAAGGCGGUCACGGAGCGGCUGGAUGGAGGAAGCGGAAGAAGAAGAGAGGAGGAUGAGGGCCAAGGAGCCGGGGGAGAAGGCCAAGAAGGCUCGUCGUCAGAAGACUUGACGCUCAUGAGCCGACAUGCUCUGGAGCUUGCACACGAACUUCCGACGCACAGAAGCUUCAUAAGGAUGCUCCGAGAGGAGCUGCAGCUACUUCAGGAGCCUGGUUCUUAUGUCGGUGAGGUGGUGAAGGUUAUGGGGAAAUCAAAGGUCUUAGUCAAGGUUAUUGAACUUCCAAUCAAGUAUCCUGAAUUGUUUGAAAGCCUUGGAAUUGCGCAACCAAAGGGUGUCUUGCUUUAUGGGCCUCCUGGCACAGGGAAAACUCUGCUGGCAAGAGUGGUUGCUCAUCAUACUGAUUGCACCUUCAUAAGGGUUUCUGGUUCUGCGUUGGUUCAGAAGUACAUAGGAGAGGGCUCUAGAAUGGUUCGUGAACUAUUUGUUAUGGCCAGGCUGUGUGCACAGAAGCUGGGAUGUUUGCACUCCGGGAAAGGAGAGUUCAUGGAACUCGAGGAUUUUGAGACGGCAGUUGCUAAAGUCAUGAAGAAAGAGACCGAGAAGAACAUGUCCAAACUGUGGAAGUAG